This is a messenger RNA of Cydia pomonella (codling moth), 3062 nucleotides long. Its product is annotated as GILT-like protein 1. The transcript has 4 exons. Lineage: Eukaryota; Metazoa; Arthropoda; Insecta; Lepidoptera; Tortricidae. Gene Ontology annotation, molecular function: oxidoreductase activity, acting on a sulfur group of donors, disulfide as acceptor. The record is from RefSeq and is a predicted model, not a curated record. The coding region runs from base 50 to 790 and encodes 246 amino acids.
AUAUAUCAUUGUUUAUUCCAUUUGAUAAUACUUCUAAUUUUAUAGACUUAUGAUCACUUGUAAAGAUUUUUUGAAAAUGGCUUUUUCUUGUAAUCGAUACAGAUUAAUUGUUGUAAUAUUGUUGUCAUUAAUAAUGUGGCAGCUGUUUAGUAUGUUUCCGGGGAAUUCUGGGCGAGAUGAGAAACUGUCUCAGUCUGGAAUAGUGGAACUGGAGGAUGACAAGUUUAACAUACAUAAACAGGACAAGGUGAAAGUGCGGGUGUACUAUGAGGCACUGUGUCCGGACUCCAGGCAUUUCUUCAUGAAACACCUCUGGCCCGUCACAGAAAAACUUUCAGAGUUCCUAGAUAUAGCACUAAUCCCUUAUGGAAAAGCAACUACCAAAGAGAAAGACGGAAAGUAUUAUUUCGACUGUCAACACGGUGAGACUGAGUGCUACGCGAACAAGAUCCAUGCUUGUUCUAUUGAGGCUAUAGGAAACAUGACAACAGCAGUGAAGUUUACAGAAUGUAUGAUUCUGGAUAACAGCGACCCAGAUGAAGCUCUCUCAAGGUGUGCAAAAGAGAUGAACGUAGACCCAGACCCCAUCAGCACGUGUUCAUCCAGCGAGCACGGAUCGGAUCUACUGAAGAAGUACGGAGACGACACGCAGAUCAUUAACCCAUACUUCAUUCCAACUAUAACUCUCAACGGGUCGAUGCCAAAAAAAACUUUGCCCGCGAUUCUCAAGAAUUUCCUUCUUGAGGUGUGCAAGCGGAUUGCCAUGCCGCUGCCGCCCCCUUGCUUGUGACGCACCCGACGAAGAAGAGUGAGGCAUCAGAUGCUAAAGUUAAAAACAUACAUGUGAAGCCGAAAACUAAGUAUUUUGAUCAUGGACAGUGUGACGUUUUCAGGAGAUCGUCAAUAUUAAUGACGUAUCAAAAGGUAAAACAGUAUCUUUACCGGUUGCUAAAUUCAUCAGAAUUUUGACCAUUGGGGUAGGGGUCGGUAAACUUUUUCGAAAAAGAGCCAAACACCUCAAAAAUUACCAAUAAUAUGUAGUUCAAAGAGCCACAAGUGUAGCGUUAUUUUUUUGUGUGGCUUAAAGAGCCGCAUAUGACUCGCGAGCCGCGGUUGGCCGAUCCCUGAGUUAGGGUAAACUAUCCAAUGGUUAGAAUUAACUUAUCCCAUCAGCAGCUAUUUGUAUAGCAACUGUCGCCUUAAAAUAAGGUUGAAGGUGCCGACCUUUAGGUGCUGACGGGUAGUUUAUCCUACCUUACUGCCAUUGACUAAGUGGUAAGUUUUGCGCGACAAUGAUAAAUCUUAAGGCUCAAGUAGACUAUUUAUACCUACAAGUAUUUAUUCCGAAGCAAUUUAUAUCUCAAAAGUAUUGAGCAUUUAUUUUAUCAGUUAUGCAUUGUUUAUUUAAUAGCUUGAAAUACAUUUAAAGCGUUUUACAUUGAGCAUGCAGUUUGUGUACUUACGAGAACUAUUGUGUUUUUUAUAACUGAAAUGUACCUAAAAAUGUCUUUUAAAUUUGUUUUGUGUUGAUGUAGUUGAGUUUUUCUCAAAACUUAAGUACCUAUUUCAUUAUGAAAUUGCUAAGAAAUAUUUCGACCAGAAAAUACCAAGAAAUAAUGAACACUCUGUACAUCGGUGCUUUUAUAGACUCACUACUAAUAUCUAUAUACAUUAAUUCAAACAUACACGAGUAAUUAAUAAAAACUUUCAAUCUGUAUAUAAUAUUAUGCGUUCCUCCGUUACAAAGGUUCCUUCUCCCAUAUAUUUUUAUAAGUAGGUACCUACCGCAAUACCUUUGUUUGUGUUACAGAAACAUAAUUUAGCAUAAUUGAUAUUGUAAGUCUUUAUUAUUUACUCGUCUGUUAUUAAAGUUAAUCAAAUGAUUAAUUAAUAAUUUAACGAGAGGAAGAUGUACAGUAAAUACACACUUUUACAAUGCAAUCAAGAAAAUUAAACUAGUAUAAUGGUGUGGUCACUUUUACAACACGCACAAUUAAUUAGACCUAUUUUUACACUUACGUUUUUGAACUAAAAAACGUAAUAAGUCUAUUGAAGUAUUAAUUGUUUAUAUACAUAUUCAACUUGAAGACUUUAGAUUAAUAAGUUGUACCAAAUAGUUGUUUUAGAGUCCCAUACAGUAUGUAAACUUACUAUAGGCAAAAAUGAAACUUGUCGAUAUCUAGGUAUGUACAUUACCAUUAGAAGUAAAAAGAUUGGACACUUAUCUUAAAACAUAUAUAGUUUAAGUCAUAUUGUAGUUCAUUAAGUCUUCCUGAUUAAAAAAAAAGAAAUACAUAAGCGCAUACUGCUUGGCAAUAACAACGUAAUUGGUGACCGUUGCCCAAGCACAAGCUAUUAGUCAAAACAGAAGCAUGUAAUUACAAUGUACAGUCACGGAAUUUGAAGGUUUGUCACUUUUAAGCCAUAAGUCCAUUACAUAGAAUCGAAAAGUGAUAAAACUUCUAAUUCCUGUAUGUAGUUCAUUCCAUCUCUACUAGUUUUUUGCCUUGCGUUCUGUCAGCUUAGUAGGUUACGUACUAUAUGCCUUAACUUUUAUAAGUAGGGUAAUUCGGGUCGCACGCACUUAAUUUUCUGAUCUCCAAGAAAUUUAUAAAAAAUCAGGUUGUCGUAUGGAUGAAACAUAAAACUCACAGGAAAUUUAAUGUCGUUCAAUUAUUUUAGUAGCUUUACGUUCAAUAUCAAGAAUUUAUCUAUUUAUAUGUGUUUCAAGUAUAAGUCACCAUGUCUGAACUCGUGCCCCGUCGAACGGGUAAAAGUACGCAUGUAGGGUAAUUGUUCGCAUCAAUAAAAUUUUAAUGCAAUGGCCUAUAAAAUAAAAGUUAUUAGUAUAAUGAAUAUUAGUCAAAUUGUCUGAUCAAUAUCCACUUACUAAUUUAAGAAUGUUAAAUAACUAUUAAGACUUUAAGGUAUUUUAUAGCGAUUGAUUAUUGCAAAACUUGACUUAAAUCAACUAUAAAGGUUAUAAUUAUACGUCAAUAAUUAUAACUAUACGCUUUAUUAUGUAAUUUCUGGGGUUCUUACUAUAUUCUGCAAUAUGAAAA